This is a messenger RNA of Lymnaea stagnalis (great pond snail), 459 nucleotides long. The record is from the annotation of a GenBank genome assembly. Lineage: Eukaryota; Metazoa; Mollusca; Gastropoda; Lymnaeidae.
AUGAAAGAGAUAAAGAUCAAGCUCCAGGACGAACUGGAUGUGGAUGACGACUGCUUCGAAGAAGUCAUCGCGAAAGUCAAUUUCUACACAUGGAUAGAAUUUAAACUUUCCCACUUCGAGAAGGCCAGAGAUCACAACGAGAGGGCUCUCAAACUGUCAUCGUGGUCGAACAUCACGUCACUGGUAAACCACGCCUUUAUCACUCGGAGAGAUGGCGAUGAAACCGGUGCCGAGAAAUCUUUAGAUAAAGCCGAAAAACUGAGAAAAGGCCGUGGAGGGGACAGGCUGAUGACGGAUGUUGAAGCUGAACUCGCGUAUUCAUACAGCAGGCUGAACGGCCCUGAAAAUCUAAGCCGCGCCAUUGAGAUAUACGCGCGGGUUGUUGAACGGCAACCCGAAAUUUACGCGUGGAAAUACAGAUUUGGUCUUGCCCACCGCCGAGCCACACACGGCAAUAUG